AUGUCUGAAUAAAAAGUAAUUUCUAUCUUUGAUUUUGGAAAAACCAGGAAUAAAUUUUGGUAAACAUGUGAUAAAUCUGUAUUGGAUUCUCAAACAUUUUUAGUUGAAUAAGAAUUUUUGACUGCAGGCAAAGUUAGUGUCAAACCCAUCUUCAUAGUACUUGGAUUGGAAUACAUUUAUAAAGUAACUGUCGACAAAUUGUAAUGUGCACCUCUCCUCACUACUCAUUUGACAUACAUUGAACCAGGAGCUGAUCAUUUCGUUUAAUUGAAUUCUGAUGAGCAACUGUAUGGAUUUAGAUUGCAAAACUAAACCAAGACAUUAGAGAUCUUUCUAGCUGAUAAGUCUGUUUAUGAUUAAUGGAGAAUCCAUCUUCGAAAAAUAUGUCUGCUUGAGAAUUUCCAUGAUGCUUACAUGGUCUCUAAAUUGAUUGGAAAAGGAAGUUUUGCCAAAGUAUACCUUGCCACCAGAAAAGACAACAACACUUAAUAUGCUAUCAAGGCAUUUAGCAAAUCUUUUAUGCAACAAUAACACAAAGGAAUUGAAAGUCUCUUGAAUGAAAUGAAAGUGAUGAGGAAAUUAAACCACCCUAAUAUUGUCAAAUUGCAUGAAGUACACGAAACAGCUAAUUCUGUUUAUUUUGUGGUCGAUAUUGUGGCAGGAGGAGAGCUCCUCUAAAGAGUUAGAGAAACAGGUUUUUUACCUGCUGAAACAUUAUAAAGAUUAGCCUACAACCUAUUAUCAGCUUUAAAUCAUAUGCAUCAAUUUAAUAUUGCGCAUAGAGAUCUUAAACCUGAAAACCUUCUACUUAAAUCUUAUGAAAACAAUCAUGAAAUAAUCUUAGCAGAUUUUGGAUUGGCAGCAUUGUUGUAGGAUGACAAUAUUUUAUUUAAAAGAUGUGGUACUCCUGGAUUUGUAGCUCCAGAAAUUCUAGAAUAUAUUGAUGGCUAAUAAUUUUACGAUGAAAAAUGUGAUGUUUUUAGUGCUGGAAUUAUUUUGUAUCUAUUAAUUACUGGAGGGUAGCCAUUCACAGGUAAAGAUUAAAAAGCCAUUUUGAAGGCAAAUAAGGAUUGUAUCAUUGAUUUUGAUGAUUCCUUAUUUAAAUCCGCUCCUAUACAAAUGUAAGAUUUGAUACGAUCCAUGUUGCUAAAGAAAGCUUAGGAUAGAUUGAGUUCGAGUGAGUGUUUAAGACAUCCUUAUUUUAAAGAAUUAGCAAAAGAGCAUUAAGUAAAAUAGGAGAAAUUUUCAAAUAAUUUAAAUGACUACAAUUAGUAAUAUAAGAAUAAUGUGAAAAUGGGUUCAAUUGAUCUGAAUCUAGAAUAAAGAUAGCCAGCAUUCACAGGAAAUUUGAAUUCGAUUGAAUCCAUAUCUUGUGUUUCUAAUAAUUCAUUUGCCAAAAUAGAAAUGAAAGCUCCUUCUGUGGUGGGAGCUUCUAAAUUUAGUUAAUAUAGCUCUAAACUAAAUAGAUUGGGAUCUAGAGAUAUAUCUGACAUCCCAACAACCUAAUUAUAGAAAACAGAAUCAAAGAAACAUAUUGAUUUACAUAGGAUUGCUAUACAAAAUUCACACAGAAAAUAGUUUUAAGAUUAAUUUGAGGAUCAGCCUAUUUAAAUAGAAGGAUCGGAAGUCAGCGAAAUGGCAAGAUUGUACAAUUCAACAAGAUAAAUUCGAAUCCCUGAAAACUUGCCAACCUUGUCUUAAUCUAGUAAAUAAGCAUCUACUCCAACUAAUAGAAACAAGAAGAUUCCUUGA
This is a messenger RNA of Paramecium tetraurelia, 1752 nucleotides long. RefSeq lists its product as uncharacterized. Gene Ontology annotation, biological process: protein phosphorylation; mitotic DNA damage checkpoint signaling. Lineage: Eukaryota; Ciliophora; Oligohymenophorea; Peniculida; Parameciidae. The record is from RefSeq and is a predicted model, not a curated record. Gene Ontology annotation, molecular function: ATP binding; protein serine/threonine kinase activity. Gene Ontology annotation, cellular component: nucleus; cytoplasm. The transcript has 6 exons.